Porites evermanni is the source of this 6619-nucleotide messenger RNA. Lineage: Eukaryota; Metazoa; Cnidaria; Anthozoa; Scleractinia; Poritidae. The record is from the annotation of a GenBank genome assembly.
AUGGAAGUGGCUUUCGAUGUUAAUGAGCUUGAAGGUAUGAAACGCGCCGAGCUUCAAAAGCUUUGCAAAAGCGUUGGAAUCAAGGCCAACAUGAAGGUAUGCGAUUCUUGUACACAAAGCAAAGACCAGUCAGUUGUUGUAUAUAGCGCAUGGAUUGCGUUAAAACAAAGAAUGUGCUAGUUAACUUUGUGUGAGAAGUCCUUAGAAUGUGUUAUAAAUUCCUAUCACCUAUGGCUUGCUCCAGAAAAGAAUGCUUUUCUGCGCGUGACAAUUGAGUACAUUUUUAAUUUUAUUGUAAUGGUUUGUAUAUAGUUAGCUACCCUGCGAGCAGAGGCCUUUCGAUCUUCCUAGAUAAGUCGGGAAGAGGAAGAUCGAAAGGCCUCUGCUCGCAAGGUAGUAGUCAGCGAACUUUUGGAUGCAUUUACCGGUUAUUAUUGUUACAUUUCCUAUAUAUCAUUGGUAGCCUGCGAAAACAUCCGUUACGUCCCCAGCGGCGAAGAGCGAGGAGAAACGGAUGUUUUCGCGGGCUAUAUAUAUGGAAGUGUAUAAGAAAAGUUUUUGCGUUAUCAGGCAGGUUAGAACUGAUAUCACAAAAGAAUUUUCAGAGUUCUCAUUGAUAUGAACAGUCUGUUUUAAGUUAAGAAGGCAAGUUUAGGUGACAGAGAAUUUUAAAGAAGCUGAAUCCAUCUCAAAUUGGAAACCAAGACUAACAUGAUUUUCGUUCUCCUUAUUUUGAAGUGCUUUUAAUAUCAUAACAGAUGUGAAACACUUUGAACUUGACAAUAUGUAUCUAUGUUGUUAAUGUAGCUUGCCAGCUUUACUCACUGGAGGUUUAAUACUGUUUUAAUUCAGUGAUGCAUAAUGCAGUUUUAAACUGUGGUUCUGUUCUGGUAUGUUGUUGAAUUGUCUUUUCCCAUAUUUUUUUUAAUCUUAGAAUGGACAGCUUAUUGAUGCACUUAGAAAACAUGCAGCCCAGUUCUCUCGUAAAAGAAAAAGGUAUUUUUUAUUGUGAAUGGUUUGAACACUUGGUAUCCGUUUCCAUGUAAUGCCAUGGUGUACAUUUCGUAUGCAUACAUGUUUCCACUCUAUUCAUAUCAACUAUUUUAGUGAAAUAGUAUGAAAUUGCUGCAUGCAUAAUAAAUGUAUAGGGCUAUCCAGAAAUCUUACAAAACACUCUAGCAAAACAUUUCUCCACAUAAAUGAUAUUAUAAAAUAUUAGAAUAAAUUAAUUAUAGUAAGUAUUUAUUUUUACAACUAAGGAAAGAUCCUAUCUUAAAAUCUCUCAUAUCAUCUUCUUAGAUCAUCUGUUGCUGAGAAAACCCAGAACACUUCUUGCACAGUUGUUAAUAAAGAAGAGGAAACGGAUAAGCAACCAGUUGUUGAUGACAAUGAUAGUUAUAAAAAACAACUUAUGGAUCAACUUGAUAAGAAGGUUGAGGAAAAAAGUAAGUACAGGCCUUAUCAUUAAUUUUGAAGAACUUUUUCCGUCCAUUAAAAUAAUUUGAUUGAUGAAUAGAAAUAAAAAGUGGACCCAACCAAUCAAUUUGUUUAUUUUUUCAAUCUUAUUUAGUGCCAACUGAGUGUAAAAUUCCCAGGUUUGUCCAGUUUGCCAACAAAGUCAAAUCUGCCCAAGAAACCAAUAAAACACCAGGUAAGUCAGUUUCUCUGAAGGCCUGUUGUGUUAAAGUUGCGUACAAAAGACUGGUAUUUUAGUUAGAUUCUUGAUAACAUUAAUUCUAUCCUAUGAAGAUCUGAUAAUCAUUUUCCUCUUUGUUCUUCUAGCUACAAAGUGGAGCAAAAUUCACAAUUCACAGUUUGAAAAGUGAGUAUGUGAUUUUUAUGUUUUUAAAAGGAUAAGUGUAAACUAAUGCCUUAACAAUAUUUAAUGUAAAAAAAAAUUUGAAAUUAAUUGUGUAUUCAGUGAUACCAACCAGGUUUAUGCAGUCAUCUAUAGACAAUCUAGUUAGUAUUAACUACAGGUUUGAAAAGAUACACUCCUUUUGAAGCAGCUGUUAAUGAAACCAGUGUUCUCCUUAUCAGGCGGCAACCAGCAAAAUCUAUCACUUGAAGCAACACUUCUUAACAACUGCUGCGCGUUUACCAAUAAUUGAAAAGCGACUGAUUUGUAUUAUACAUGAAUAUAUUUUUGAUUUUUGUUACUAGGAUGGACUCUAUUGAUGUCUAUUUGGAGAAAAAGAGGAAAAGAGUGGAAAUGUUUAACCAGUCAGCCAAGAGAGCAAAGGUAAUCAGGAUUAUCCUAUGAUUUUUGAUACAAAGUGAAGAUUAAUGUUAGUACAAAUAAUAUCAGACAGGCAGUGAUUUUGUUGUCUUUGCAUCCGACGUCCCUGACGCAUAAAAACCCCCAAAGACACAAAACAAAAAUAUAAUUCAUAGCAUGCCUGCAUCCCGUAGGACACAAAGAUUGAUUGAUUGUUCUCAACUUGUGUUUUUGUAGAAAUCUCCCGUUUGUGUAAUUUCUGUGGAAGUUAUUAUGGCUGUUGUUUAAUGUUGCAUUUUUCUUUUAGCCUUUGUUCUUUAAAAUAGACAGAUUAUACUUUAAUUUUAGUAUACUGUAAAACAGAGUUUUGGAGUCUGUCUUCAGAUUAACUGUCUGGUUACAUUCAAGGCCCAACAAUUUCAAUUUUGGACUUGUUUUUUUUUUAACUGGUUCUUGCCUGGGACUCAUGAUUUUUCUCAAGAUGAGUCCCAGAGCUCACUAUUACCAUUUGAAACAAAAUCGCUGGACAGGGCUCGAAAAAGUCCCAUCUGGUGGUCCACGACAUGCACAUUUUCUUUCUGAGCAAGUAACUUUUUAAGCUAACCAAAUUGUUAAGAUAAGAUAAGCAUUCAUUUUAUUUCUUGCAGUCCAUAGGAGUCAGCAGAAAAAGUGGAGGCAAAGCCUCAGCGGAUGCGAGCUUCACGCCCUCUGUUACAACUCUUGAUAAAUCAAAAGCCUUUGUAUUUGGAUCUCCUGCGGCAAAGCCAUUUUUCCAACCAUCAGACAAGAAAGUUAUAAAUGAAACAGCAAGCACUGCUAGCCAAAAAAUACUCAAGUUAAAGUCCCCUAAAAUCUUCAAGCCCUUCUUACCUUCGUCUGCCAUGGCAAGCACAAAACCACCAAAGACUCCAAAUACCCGCAGGACCAUUACCGUGGUAACAGCUUUGGAAAAUAAACCAAAGACACCAGGAAAUUCUGCUCGCAAGUCAACGGGGGUAACACCAUUCAGGUUAGCAAACAAAAAUUUAGAAUUUCCAAAAGAUAUUUGAAACUUUGCAACAAUAUUCUCUUGGUAUCCACUGUUUGUGACAGGAUUGUUGGUAUACAUGUACGUUACUUAAGAAAAUUCCAGACACAGAAUUAAUCCUGGCUUUCACUCCCAAAGUAGCCAAAGUAAAAGUUUGAAGAAAAUUCCAGUUUUCUUGCAAAAUGCUGCAAAACAAAUACAGUCGACUCUCUCUUAACGGACACCUCUGUAAAACAGACACCUAGACUUGGUCCCUGCCUUUCUUUCCUCCCUCUAUUUGACUCUCUAUAAGAUGGACAUCUCUCUAAGACAGACAGCUAGUGCCAGUCUCAAAGGUGUCCGUCUUAGAGAGAGUUGACUGUAGCAGGGCUCGACGUUGCGACCUGUGGGGUCGCCAAGCUGGCCACCAAGAUAGGUGACUUUCUUCUUUGGGUAAACGUACACUAAUGAUAAUCUGUUAUCCUUUACAAAACUAACGGAUAGCUAACGGUUUUGCUAAUGCUCUAACGUUUUGCCCAAACGCUCUAACGGUUUGUCUAAACAUUUUAACGAUUUGUCUAAACGCUUUAACGAUUUCUUUCAACACUCUAAUCUACGUUUACUUGAAAGAGGAUUGUGAAAUGAAUGAAUUCGACGAAAGACUUAUCGACUUUCGGGCAAAUCGAUCGCAAUUCUCAACAGAUCGUCCCGUGUUUCUCCGGGAAUGACUUUUAGCGCAUCGAUAUUUAAAACAAUUUCUUUUUGCCCAACAUGUAUCUCGAUUGCGGACUCGAUAGCAGAUUAGUCUGAUAAAAGCUAAAGCUAAUCGAAGCUAAUCGAGAACGAACAGCGCUUACUCGAACUUCGCAAUUCUUGUAAACAACUUUACGCAAAUUUCUGUUAAGGGUGGCGACCCAAAUAAAAGCUCUGAAGUAUUUUAUUGACUUCUAAUGAAGUACCGUUGAACUCAUGCUGUUUGUCUAACAGACUUCUCGCGAAAUCAACUUCAUUGCCCGAAAACAUUAGCGACGUUUCCUCUUUCUGGAGACUUUCGAUCACGUGUUAGGCAACCGCCAAAUAGAUGAAGUUUCACCGAUGUUCAUUUCUGAAAGUGCAAAUACAUGGGACGCAAAACAAAUUUUGCAGAUUUUGUUCUUUAAUAUCCCAAAUAAGUUUUUUUAAGAUUCCUUAAGUUUGUUUUUCUUAAUGUGUAUUCCAUUUCCUGAACCUUAAGCUUGAAUACCUUAUAAUAUAUAAUUUUUGGGGACCAGAAUACUUGUUCUGGCGACCAAAAAUGAAAACAUGGGGGCCUGUUGGCUCCAAGAUUUUUUUCUGAAAGUCGAGCACUGUGUAGUACCAUGUGAAAGGACUGCUCAGAAGCUUCCAUUUGAAUGGUCUCAGACUACUGUCGCAAGAUGUGAAAUUCAAUUUGUCAGGGAUGUCAGCAGCCAAAGGGGAUUUUAUACUACAAAUUAAAGAGGGUAUAUUAUUGCCCAGGAAAUCUGUCUUUUUUGAGGAAUUUUAUUUGACAUAAUAUUUUGCCAUUAACAGAUUUUUGCCUGCAAAUGUGCCAGCCACCCCAACUCCAACCCCUAAGAAGAAGUUUGAUCUCAAAGCUAGCCUGGCGAAACCACUUCCUUACAAGCCUCACACAGGAAAACUGAAACCCUUGUCAACUUAUAAAGAGGAGUGUAGACCAACUCUCACUGACGCAAAGUUGAAAAGUCGUAGAGUGGACGUCAAAUCUACAAAGGUCACCUCAAGGUAACAAAAUACGUGACAGUCAUAUUUUAAGUAUUUCCUAUGGCAGCAACAUUGACAAAUCUAUCUAAUGGCAAUAAAUUUUAAAAGUUUGAUAAAUUAAAUUUUUUUAAAGCGUUCUCAUAAACUUUUGUGUCCCAAGUGUGAUCAUGGCUUCUGCAGCCAAAUUUCUGACCAUUAUUUUGUAAAUGUCAGAACAAACAGUCAAUGAGUGUUAGUUUGGCCUGGGUUUCAGGUGGCAACCUCAAGCAGUCUAGACUGUGCUUAUCCAGUAAUCUGGCUAACAUGGCAGUGGUUCUUUCUGAUCAUUAUUGAACUUCAAAACAGGAUGGGAGACGAAAGAAGAUGGCAAACCAAGUGUGACAAUACUGCACCUUCCUUUAAACAGAUCUUUUAGUAAAAUAUCUAGACAAAAGAUGCAAGUAAUAGCCCUGUCACAUUUGCCACACUCAAACUUUUGUCGUCCUCUUCUUCAUACUGUCCUGUUGCAUAAACUCAGUGGUAUCUCUAAACCUGCAACCUUAGACUACAUUUUGUUAUAAACUGGGUAUUUAUUUGUUAUAUCUAUUUUUUUCCUCAGGGAACAACGUCGCAUGAAAGAAAACAAAAGCAGAGAAAGCAGAAAGGCAAAUGCGUUAAGCAGACGAAGAGGACUUGCUUGUUAAUUAAACUAAGUUUGUAGAUCUAUGCAACACAUUGCUAAUACUAACAGUAUUUGUUUGAAAUUAUGAUCAAAGAAAUUUUAAUUUCCAAGAUUUUUUACAAAAAGGUACUUUUCAGCCAGUUAGGUUACUGGUGUAUAGGGGUAUUUUAGGGUUCGUUCAUAGUCCGUUCAGUCCUAGUUCCUGGUAAAAAGGGUUUUUAACCCAUUCGCUCCUGGAGAUUUUGCCGAAAAACGCAUUUUGAAGCUAGGUGAGUGGUUUUCUGGUCACUGUCGUGCUAUAAAGAGCUAAAACUUACCACAAACCGGUUUACAGGUCGUACACUUCAUGGCCUUCUGAUCCAGAUGCAAACUAUCAGCUUGCGAAGUUUGGGCAUGCGCAGAAAGCAAAAUUUCGACAUAGUUUUUGGGUUUAAAAGUGACACAGCAGUCUUGCCUUUUACUUUUCGCCUCCUCUCCUCCUCUUUUUUUUUACUUUUCUUACCUGAUUUUUUUUUCCUCUUGCUGGGCAUUUAGUAGGCUUCAUUUUGGUGGGAAUAGUUUUUAGGAAAGCUUUUAGGAUCUUAGGAUUAGGUGAAAGGAAAGGUAGGUGGGCAAUGGAAAAGAUUUUCAUGGAGAUUUUCAGGUCAAUGUUACAUGGUUUUUUGCCUCUUUCUCCGGUGUCCUUGACUGAAUUGUGCUCAUUCUGGUGUGGUUUGAAAGAUCUCUUCACUCUGCACAAGUUAGCGGACAAAGUUGUCCUUGACCGUUACAAAUGAUGACGUCACAAAGGGUAGAAAGGAUGUGGAUCCGCACAGGCGGUUCAGGGGCGAAUGGGUUAAGAAGGCUUUCUAUAGAAGAAUAAUACUGCUUUAUGCCUCAUAAAACUAAGAGUUUCUUAUCAUUGUUAUUAUGAUCAUUAUUACACACACUAUAACGAACUGAAUGUUACUUGAAUGUGAUACUUUUAUUUGAAAGAGUGCUGACAGUCAAG